AUGAAGCUGAGGAUAUUCCGGUUUUUCUUGUCUGUAGCCGUAAUCUUUGUAUUGUUCACAAAUGUUUCAACCAAUGCUCCAUACGUCAGAAAAAGCAAGACCAAAGAACCAGGAUAUCCCGUAAUAUUAGUCCCAGGAGAUGGUGGUAGCCAGCUCGAAGCUAAUUUAACGGGUAAGCCUUCAGUAGUUCACUAUCUUUGUGCCAAGCAGACCAGCGACUGGUGGGACCUUUGGCUUAAUUUACAGCUUUUCACACCAGUGGUCAUUGAUUGUUGGUUGGACAACAUGCAAUUGGUGUUCAACACAACGUCUAGUUUGUCCAUGGAUAUGCCAGGAGUCGAUGUUAGAGUGCCUGGUUUUGGCCAAACGGAAACUAUAGAAUGGCUUGACAAAAGCAAAGCUAGCUCAGGGCUGUAUUUUUUCAAUAUGGUGGAUAUGAUGACGUCUUGGGGUUACCGCCGAGGAAAAAACGUGGCUGGCGCUCCCUACGAUUGGCGACGUUCACCAAAUGAAUUGAACGACUAUUUGGUCAAACUUAAAGAGCUGAUUGAAAACGUCUACAAACUUAAUGAUAAUAAAAAGGUUGUCAUCGUAGCGCACAGUAUGGGAAAUCCUACAAUGUUGUAUUUCUAUAAUAAUUAUGUUACACAGGACUGGAAAGAUAAGUAUAUCAAGAGUCACGUUGGUUUAGCUGGCCCAUGGGGAGGUUCAAUGCAAAUUGUUAAACUCUAUGCUUCUGGUUACAACAUGAACUAUUAUCGCAUACUGCUUUCACCAAACAAACUACGUCAAAUGCAAAGAUCAUUCUCAUCGUCAGCUUUCUUGUUUCCAAAUGCAAAUGUGUUCAACAAGACAACCAUUAUUGCUAAGACAGAUAGUAAAAACUAUACACUCGAAAACGUCGAAGAGUUCUUCACCGAUAUAAAAUACGAAACUGGUUACGAACAGUAUAAAGCUGCUGCUCUGCUCAACGCUGACUUAAAGCCUCCUGGAGUAGAGGUUCAUUGUGUGUACGGAACUGGAUUAGCCACACCAGAACAAUUUUCUUGGGGAAACUGGUGGUUCCCUGAUUAUCAACCAACAAUCACUUAUGGUGAUGGAGAUGGCACAGUUAAUAGAGUAAGUGCGGAGGCUUGUCAACGUUGGAAUAAAGGAAACAACAAUGGCAAAGAUGUAAAGCUACAUGAGAUUGCAAACGCAGAGCACAUGGGUAUUCUUCAACACCCGGGAGCACUGGAAAUAGUUCGAAAAGUUCUGUACGAUGAGUACGAAAAGAAGAAAUCGAAGAAAAAGAAGUUUAAUCAAUUUGGUUUCCUGAACAAAGAAAUUUGA
Molecule: messenger RNA, 1332 nt
Organism: Auanema sp. JU1783
Lineage: Eukaryota; Metazoa; Nematoda; Chromadorea; Rhabditida; Rhabditidae
Source: the annotation of a GenBank genome assembly